AUGGCUGAGUCUCGGAUAGGUUUAACAAUGUGGAGCUCUGUCGCGAACCGGAAUUCGGGUACGGAAUUCAGGGAUAUGUGGUUUAUCGGCUGCAGUGGUUUGGUUGGUGGAAAAUCUGAUUGUGACGAUGGCGGCGUUGUGGAGAAAGAUCCGACUGGGAAAUACUUGCGGUAUGACGAAGUGUUGGGGCGAGGAGCAUUCAAGACUGUAUAUAAGGCAUUUGAUGAGGUCGAAGGAAUAGAAGUAGCCUGGUGCCAAGUGAAUAUUGAGGAUGUUUUGCAGUCGCCAGAACAGCUUGAAAGAUUGUAUUCGGAGGUUCAUCUUCUGAAGUCAUUAAAACAUCAAAACAUCGUCAAGUUCCAUAAUUCUUGGGUUGAUGAUAAGAACAAGACCAUCAACAUGAUAACAGAGUUAUUCACUUCCGGGAGUUUAAGGCAGUACCGAAAGAAGCAUAAGAAUGUUGAUAUGAAGGCCAUUAAGAACUGGGCAAGGCAGAUUCUUCGAGGCUUGCACUAUCUGCAUUCACACAAUCCUCCAAUUAUUCAUAGAGAUUUGAAGUGUGACAAU
This is a messenger RNA of Prunus avium (sweet cherry), 567 nucleotides long. The record is from RefSeq and is a predicted model, not a curated record. Lineage: Eukaryota; Viridiplantae; Streptophyta; Magnoliopsida; Rosales; Rosaceae.